Petromyzon marinus (sea lamprey) is the source of this 788-nucleotide messenger RNA. The record is from RefSeq and is a predicted model, not a curated record. Lineage: Eukaryota; Metazoa; Chordata; Hyperoartia; Petromyzontiformes; Petromyzontidae.
CCGCACACACAGAUGGACCGAUGCCCAAUGCAGGAUCCGCAAACCGCACACAACAUAGCGGAAGCGACGGCGAAGAUUAACCUGUCGAACACGCGUUUGUCCUCCAUGGACUGCGCCACGAUCUCCUACGCCGUGAGGAGCCGGAGCAACCCUCUGGAGACCCUCGCGUUGAACAACUGUGGCCUCCGGCAACGGGAGGUGAAGGAACUUGUUCCCGCAAUGGAAAUGUGCAAGGAAUUGAGCCUGGACAGGAAUGAGUUUGCGGACCUCGGCAUGAGGCAUCUGGCGGAGGGUCUGGCCAAGGGAGGACGGCAUUUGAAGGAGUUGCGGCUUUACAGGUGCGGAUUGACAGAGGAGUCUGGCGCUGACCUCCGUGACAUAAUCAACUCAUGCCAUGGUUUGAGAAAGCUCUUGCUCAGUCAUAAUGUUCUCAAGGACGCGGGCAUCAAAAUUCUUGCGGAGGGUACCUCCGGAGGAGGCGUACAUUUGGAGGAACUGGAUUUGUGGGACUGCUCCUUGACGGAUGAUUCUGGCUCAGCUCUACGCGACAUCGCCGUCAACUGCUGCCACUUGAGGAAACUCAAGCUCAACGACAACAAGCUCAUGGAUGCCGGCAUGAGGAUGUUGGCGGACGGAGUGUCUCAAGGGAAAGGGCGUUUGGAGGAGUUGCAUAUUUGGAACAACUCGCUGACCGAGGACUCGGGUCCUGCGCUUUACGACAUCGUUGCUGCGGGCCAAGGCCUCAAGGAGCUCGGGUAAGUUCUGAACCUUUUCCUACACCACAUCAA